CCAAUUGCGCAAAUCCCAGUCAGCCAUAAACCAUAAACGGGAAACUCAUCCCCCAACUCUCGUCAACCACCAAAGGGCAGAGAGACAGAGAGAGAGAUAGAAGAAUGGCCAUGGCAAUGGCGCUCCGACGCCUCUCCUCCUCCAUCGAGAAGCCCAUCCGUCCUCUCGUCAAUGGCGGCGGCUCCGUCUGCUACAUGGCGUCCUUGCCCAAUGAAGCCGUCUACGAGAAGGAGAAGUGUAGCGUCACUUGGCCGAAGCAGCUUAACGCUCCGCUCGAGGUCGUUGAUCCCGAGAUUGCUGACAUCAUUGAGCUCGAGAAAGCGAGGCAAUGGAAGGGGCUGGAGCUCAUCCCAUCAGAGAAUUUCACUUCUGCCGCAGUAAUGCAAGCUGUUGGAUCGGUAAUGACAAACAAAUAUAGUGAAGGAUAUCCCGGUGCGAGAUAUUACGGAGGAAAUGAGUAUAUUGACAUGGCCGAAUCCUUAUGCCAGAAGCGUGCUUUGGAAGCAUUUCGGUUGGAUCCUGCCAAGUGGGGAGUUAAUGUGCAGUCUCUAUCUGGGUCUCCUGCCAAUUUCCAAGUAUAUACUGCACUUCUAAAAGCUCAUGAUAGGAUUAUGGCACUCGAUCUUCCUCAUGGUGGACAUCUUUCUCAUGGCUAUCAGACUGAUACUAAGAAAAUAUCUGCAGUGUCCAUAUUUUUCGAGACAAUGCCAUAUAGAUUGAAUGAGAGCACUGGCUACAUUGAUUACGACCAGUUGGAAAAAAGUGCCACACUCUUCAGGCCAAAACUAAUCGUGGCUGGUGCCAGUGCUUAUGCACGUCUAUAUGAUUAUGCUCGUAUUCGUAAGGUAUGUGACAAGCAAAAGGCUAUCCUGUUAGCAGAUAUGGCACAUAUCAGUGGCUUAGUUGCUGCUGGUGUGGUUCCCUCACCCUUUGAAUAUGCUGAUGUUGUUACGACCACGACUCACAAGUCACUUCGUGGUCCACGUGGAGCCAUGAUCUUCUUCAGGAAGGGCGUAAAAGAGAUCAACAAGCAAGGGAAAGAGGUUUUGUAUGACUUUGAAGACAAAAUCAAUCAGGCCGUGUUUCCUGGUCUUCAAGGAGGACCACACAACCACACAAUAGCUGGUUUGGCUGUUGCAUUGAAGCAGGCUACAACUCCAGAAUACAGAGCCUAUCAAGAGCAAGUUCUCAGUAACUGUGCAAAGUUUGCAGAGACUCUCACUGAGAAGGGCUAUCAACUUGUUUCUGGGGGAACUGAAAAUCAUUUGGUUUUAGUGAACAUGAAGAAUAAGGAAAUUGAUGGUUCCAGAGUUGAAAAGGUGAUGGAAUCUGUUCAUAUUGCUGCCAACAAAAACACUGUUCCAGGAGAUGUAUCUGCCAUGGUUCCUGGUGGCAUAAGAAUGGGUACCCCUGCUCUUACUUCGAGAGGAUUUGUCGAAGAGGACUUUGUGAAAGUAGCUGAGUUCUUUGAUGCUGCCGUCGGUUUGGCAGUGAAAAUCAAGGUCGAAACCAAAGGAACAAAGUUGAAGGACUUCCUGGCCACAAUGCAGUCUUCCCAUCACCAAUCGGAGAUUGCUAAACUUCGCCAUGGCGUCGAGGAGUAUGCAAAGCAAUUCCCUACAAUUGGGUUCGAGAAAGCAACAAUGAAGUACAAGAACUGAGGGAGAAAUCACGUGUUGUAAGUAUGGUACUAAAUUGAUUGUCAGGAAGGAGUGCUGCUGCUGAUACAAAUUUCGAUGUUGAGAAAAUCUGUACCUUGAUCUCCCUAUCUAAAACUAAAAAAGAUACUGUAAAGAUGGAAAUUUGAAACUC
Molecule: messenger RNA, 1812 nt
Organism: Syzygium oleosum
Lineage: Eukaryota; Viridiplantae; Streptophyta; Magnoliopsida; Myrtales; Myrtaceae
Product: serine hydroxymethyltransferase 1, mitochondrial
Exons: 15
Coding region: 105-1661 (518 amino acids)
Biological process (GO): L-serine catabolic process; tetrahydrofolate interconversion; folic acid metabolic process
Cellular component (GO): cytoplasm
Molecular function (GO): glycine hydroxymethyltransferase activity; pyridoxal phosphate binding; cobalt ion binding
Source: RefSeq, a predicted model, not a curated record